Messenger RNA from Trypanosoma theileri, 1695 nucleotides. Its product is annotated as aspartyl-tRNA synthetase. Bases 1 to 1695 code for a protein of 564 amino acids. Gene Ontology annotation, biological process: aspartyl-tRNA aminoacylation. The transcript has a single exon. NCBI's taxonomy places the organism in Eukaryota, Euglenozoa, Kinetoplastea, Trypanosomatida, Trypanosomatidae. The record is from RefSeq and is a predicted model, not a curated record. Gene Ontology annotation, cellular component: cytoplasm; cytosol; aminoacyl-tRNA synthetase multienzyme complex. Gene Ontology annotation, molecular function: RNA binding; ATP binding; aspartate-tRNA ligase activity.
AUGUCGGAUUCCCCGAAACCAGCGACCCCUGAGUCCCAGGGAGAACCCAAUGGAGCUGCAACUACCAAGAACGCCGAAAAGAAACAAGCAAAACAGAAUGAGAAGGAAGCCCGAAAGGCAGCACGUCUGGCUGAAGAGGCCGCACGUGCAGCAGAGAAGGCAGCUCUUCUAGCCAAGUAUGCUGAUGUUUUUGGCACUGCCCCACUUUUACAGUCUACAAAGUACGGCUCUACGAAGUUUAGUGAAAUCUCUUCAUUGUCAAGAGAACGUAUAGGUGAGGUGGUAACACUUCGUGCCCGUGUGGACACAACACGCAAGAAGGGUAAGUUGGCCUUUAUGGUAUUACGUGAUGGGGUACAUUCCGUUCAGGCUAUGGCCGCUGUUGCAGAGGAUGUUCCUAAGGAGAUGGUGGAUUUUAUUGGUCAGAUCCCAUGUGAGUCUGUUGUGGAUGUUGAGGGAACAGUGUGUGGUGUGGAGCAGCCCAUCACUGCCACUUCACAACAAGAUAUUGAGUUAAAGAUCAGUAAGAUUCAUAUUGUAAGCGAGUCACAGCGUGUACUUCCCUUUACAUUGGAGGAUGCCUCACGUCCUGAAGAUGCAGAAGGUAUUAAGAUUAAUUUUGAUACUCGUCUUGCUUGCCGUUGGUUGGAUCUCCGUACUCCAGCUUCAAAUGCCAUUUUCAAGAUGCAAUCAAGGGUGGGACAAUACUUCCGUCAGUUCCUUAUUGAUAAUGACUUUGUGGAGAUUCACUCACCUAAAAUUAUUGCUGCUGCAAGUGAAGGUGGUGCAAAUGUAUUCAAACUUGGAUACUUUAAUCGUGAUGCAUACUUGGCCCAAUCUCCUCAGUUAUAUAAACAAAUGGCUUUACAAGGAGAUCUUAAGCGUGUUUUUGAAGUAGCACCUGUGUUUCGCGCAGAAAACAGUAAUACACAUCGUCAUUUAACAGAGUUUGUUGGUUUGGAUGUGGAAAUGCGUAUUAAUGAACAUUAUUAUGAAGUACUUGAUACAGCAGAGGAACUCUUCUCUUACAUGUUUGCACAACUUGCAAAACAUACAGAGGAACUUUCAGCUAUUGCAAAACAAUACCCAUUUGAACCUCUGGUAUGGCAUAUCACACCAGAACGAAUGAAAGAGCUUGGAAUAGGUAUUAUCGAAGAUGGAGUGGAACCUACAGAUGUAUUUAAGGGUCGUGUGCGCAAUAAUAAUAUUCGUAUGCUUCGUCUUAACUAUCCACACUGUAUUGAAUUAUUAAAUACCGUGUUGGAAGAGAAACUGGCACCAACAGAUGAUAUUAAUACCACUAAUGAGAAACUGCUAGGAAAGUUGGUGAAGGAACGUUAUGGUGUGGACUUCUUUAUCUCUGACCGCUUCCCUUCAAGCGUAAGACCAUUUUAUACCAUGCCAUGCCCGGAUGAUGCGCUCUUCACGAACUCAUACGAUAUGUUUAUCCGCGGUGAGGAGAUAUCCAGCGGUGCACAGCGUAUUCACGACUCUGCACUGCUGCUAAAACGUGCGGAAUCCCUCGGUGUGGACUUGACGCCCAUCAGCGAUUACGUGAAUUCCUUCCGUCUUGGCGCGUGGCCGCACGGUGGCUUUGGUGUUGGAUUGGAGCGGGUGGUGAUGUUGUAUCUCGGUCUACACAAUGUGCGGCUCGUCUCUCUCUUCCCACGUGACCCGCAGCGUGUAACACCCUAA